Pogonomyrmex barbatus (red harvester ant) is the source of this 1012-nucleotide messenger RNA. RefSeq names its product royal jelly protein-like protein. NCBI's taxonomy places the organism in Eukaryota, Metazoa, Arthropoda, Insecta, Hymenoptera, Formicidae. The record is from RefSeq and is a predicted model, not a curated record.
UACAUUAUAAAUACAUUAUAACUCGUAUGUAUCUCUUAUGCAAAAAAAUGUGAUUAUCAAUAACAAAUAGAUUCUUAUUGAGUUGCAAUUGUUUAUCGUUUACGUAUAAUAAGAAUAUUAUCCUAAAUUUUUUAAUAUCGCGAAUAUACUAUAAAUACCAACCAUUAGUCUCAUUUAUCCAUUCAUGUUCUCACGAGACAAUAUAUCCAUAGUUUAUUACACUAUAUUAUAAUAUAACACUAUUCUAUAUUAUAUAAUUAUAUAAUUGAUUAUAUGAUACGCAAAAAUGAAGCAUUUUCUGUUCGUUACAUCAAUCCUAUCGUUAACAACUAUAAGCUAUGACGAGUUACUUCUCAAAAUGCAAUGGAAAUACCUCGAUCUUCUCUGGAAUAGUCCACAGAAAAAAGAAGAAACGAUAGCUUCCGGUAGAUACAAUGCUAGCGCGGCUUUCCUAUACGAUGUAGACAUACGAUGGAGGCAUCAGUUUAUAGAUGGUAGAAUAUUCAUUACUGCGAUAAGAGACAAAGGUGUACCAGUUAGUUUGUUCACGGUAACUGAGGAACAGGGAAAGGGUGGUCCACUUUUGCGUCCGUAUCCAGAUUGGUCUUGGUAUAAAGAUGACUGCAAGGGAAUUACGGGUGGUGUUUAUCAAAUAGAGAUUCGGUGCAAUCAUCUCUUUGUUGUGGAUGAUGGUAGAAUUGGAGAAGAUCAACGAUGCCUUCCGCAAUUACUGAUCUUCGAUUUAUCAACUGAUAAAUUGAUUAAACGUGUCACUGUCCCAAUUAACAUCGCUCAUAACGAGAACGCCUGGGGAUCGUUAGCUUCCUUCUUUAUGAUAAUUCUCGCAGAUACUCUCAUCUUUCCAAACAGAUAUUCAUGUACUAGUUUGCGUACGGUUCAUUCACGAUUGAUCUCUGCUUCUGCCACGAAUCAUCGCUCUGGUCACACUCUGACUGUGUGCUCGACCGACGGCACUGUCUCCGAUACGUUAGUUCUAUCAGCGGCGAUUUGA